Messenger RNA from Aureobasidium melanogenum CBS 110374, 588 nucleotides. RefSeq lists its product as uncharacterized. The coding region runs from base 1 to 588 and encodes 195 amino acids. The record is from RefSeq and is a predicted model, not a curated record. NCBI's taxonomy places the organism in Eukaryota, Fungi, Ascomycota, Dothideomycetes, Dothideales, Saccotheciaceae. The transcript has a single exon.
AUGUUUGCGCACUUGGUUAAUCAUGUCUUUCCGCCUUCAGCUCACACAUAUCUAUCUUCACGCACCUUCUUUGCAUGCCAUGUUCGUGCACUAACUGCUGAAGCUUACAGAAGCUUGAGUCCAGAAGCGCAGCGCGAAUAUCAGGAAAAAUACAGCCAAUACUACAGAGGUCGAUAUAACAAUGAUCCUGCUUAUCGCGAGGCCGAGAAACUCCGGAAAAAGUUGUCAUAUUCGGCGCAAAAAAAUGACCCCAACGUUGUCAGACGAUAUAAACUCCACAAUUGGGUUCAUGGACAUCCACACGUGUGCGAGGACCUACCCUGGAAAACUCAUCGACCGGUUCUUUACAACAUGAUGACCGAACAUUAUUGCUAUGGCUGUGAUGUGACGAGAAUACACGGCCAGAGACUUUGGUGGUCUUUGAUAGGGAAUCGAGAGGACUCACAGAGCUGGUUGUGCCAUGGUUGUUAUGCCAGAUCUGGCUGGACCGACAUCAUGCCAAAAGGCUAUGAAGAUAUCAGAACUUGGAAAGAUUUGGCAAAGCGAAAGAGACAGCUCGAUCAGGUCAGGUCCGAAGGACAAAUCUGA